AUGUCUUCCCACAGACGCCACUUUCACUGUUUUGACGCUGUAGGAGGCGAAGGCAUCCACAGGUCUUCUAUUCCUUUUAAGCGCCACAGCACCCGCUUACCCAGAAUCCCCCAGCAUGGCAUGGUGGCCCAUCAUGAACCCACAGCCGAAUGCUAUGUUUGCUCAGAGUGUAGACACGCCCAUGCCUUGGAAGCAGUAGAGACUCAGUUGUCACCUUUCUAUCACACUCACCCGUCAUGUCACCACCACCAUCCACACCACUAUGUUCUCAGUGGGCCGAGCAGGCCUGAAGAAACACCUCUGGGCCACGAACGUCAUCAUCACCGAUACAGUAAGAAGCUGGUGUUGGUGAAGAACAGCGACCCCUCAUUCAGAAAGACCAUCAUCUUGCACCGCAGGGGUCUACGCAGUUUGGGGCUUUUCUUAGAGGAGGUUUCCGAGCUCAUGCAGUACCACAUCAGGAAGCUGUACACUGUGGGCGGGCACAAGAUCGACAGCGUUCAGAGUCUUCUGCAGUGCCCCGGCGUUCUUGUCUGUGUCGGCCGGGAGCCUUCUCACCCAUUGAUUGUGGAGAACUUUCGGAAAACAUCCGACGAUAAACUUCCAAAGCUGAGUGUGAGGUCACGCUCCGGUGGCUGCACUGACGGACAUGAGAGGAAAUCAAAAGUGCUGGAGCAGGUAGCUGAUAAGGCAGAUCCAGCACAGAGGAGUCCAAGUGUUUUAUCAGUGAAGUCAAACACCUCAGGAAGAACAAAAAAAUCAAAUAUAUCUGGAACAACCGCCACUGAAACGGUUGGACAUGAAGAAGAAGCUGAUGACAGUGCCAUGAUAAACGGUGACCUGGAUACUAAGGAAAGUGGUGGAAGUGUCACUGACAAGAAAACUGACGGAAGCAGCAAAUAUCUGCAUAAGAGCACCGAAGUUGAUGAUUUUGACCUGGUCCCAUCCAGCCUACCCAACGCAUCCCCUACUGAGGUUGUAAACGAAUGGCUGAAAUCACUGCCAGCAGAGGAUGAUGAUUUCAAUCAUACGUCAUCGUCUGGCGUGGAUGUCAACAGUGGCUCCACAGGCUCCGGGAACAGCAGUGAUGGUGUAAAGAGUGGCAAUGACGUGAAUGGUGAUGUUUCUGAGCCUCACGCCACUGUGGAUAUGUUUAAGAAGAUGAUCAUGCAAAUGAGAAUUCGGAAAGAUCAGCUGAUGAAAGCAGAUGGAAGUGAUGCAACAGCUGAUGAACAGCUAAAUGGACCAACAGAAGAAGAUGAAAGUGAAGACACUGAAGCCUCAAGUGAAGAUAAGUCUAAGGAAGAUGUUGCUGAAGGUACCAUGGUUCAAGAUGAAGACACACACGUUGCAGGAGCAACAGCUGAACAAAAUCCGAUGCCAGAAGAAAGUAAAUCAGGGAGGUUUAAGGUAAAGAAGAGAGUGCAUAUGAUGCAGGAGGAAGCAGUGAAUGAAGACUUAGCUAUAGUUGAUGAAUUUUUAAAAGAAGAAGAAGAAGCAUGGUGUAAAGGUAAACUUACUGCAGAAAAUGAGACUGCCAGUUUGAGUGAAGAUGAGUCAGAUGAGGAGUCUGCUGAAGAUACUACUACUGAAGAUGAAAAUACAGCAGUAGAAGCCACCACAGAAGGAAAAGAUGAAGUCUGGGAAGAAAAAAUACUCCCUGAAGAAGAGAAAAUGUCUACCGUUAGUGAAGACGAGUCUGCAGAUGAAAGCACUGACACAGCUACAGGUGACGAAUCUACAGAAGAACCAGGUGACCCGGCAACAACUGAGGAUGAGACAGCUGCAGAAAAAGAGACUGGUCUCGCAGGAAAAGCAGAAUCAAAGCAUGAAAAUGCUGAAGAUGAGAUUGAAAACAAAGAUACUGCUAUGGUAUCCUCAACUGAUCAUGAAUCAGAGAGUGAGGAAGCUGUGGAAUCACUGAAGGUUGAUGAUGGAGAAGAGACUGAUGCUACCAGCGAAGAUGACUCUGACGAAGAUUUAAAUGCCACCACAAAUGAAGAAGAAGAGGAAAAUGAUGUCACAAGUAACGAUCUGUCAAAUGAACCAUCUGAAAUAGCAACAACUGAAGAUGAGUUUCUUGUAGAAAGAGAGACAGCCGCUACAAGUGAGCAUGAACUUACGGAAGGCACUUACGAAGCAUCCACAGCUGAAGAUGAAAAUGUAGCUGUCGAGAGCAGCAUGGUGGCCACAAGUGAGCGUGAAUCUGAGGAAGACGAGGUUGUGGAAAAAGGAACAGUCACUGAUGAAGAGAAGAUCCCUGCUAUCAGUGCAGAGGAGUCUGAGGGUGAAAACAAUCACACGAACAAAUUGUCAGAAGAACCAGAUCGAGCAGCAUCAGCUGAAGACAAGACAGCUGUAAGUGAAGAGAUUUCUUCAGCAGGAAAAGGUGACUCAAAGGAUGAAACUGCAGUGGAAGCAACUGACAAUGAGGAAGCUGUUAAAGCAGAAGAUGCUGACAAUAGUGAAGAGAUUGGUGCUGUCACUGAAAAUGAUUCAGGAGAGGACCUAGAUGCCACCACAAAUGAAGAUGAGACAACAGAGGAGGAUGACACCACAGAACCAGCUGAAGAAACAACCGAAGAUGAGCGGGUGAUCGAAACAGAGAUUGCUGUUUCAACCGAGAAUGAACCUAACAGAGGCGCUGCUGCUGAAGAAAACGUGGAAGGAACCACAAGUGACAAUGAAGCUGAAGAUUAUGGUGCAGCAGAAGAGGCUGCAACAACUGAACAUGACUCAGACACAGCAGUGGCGGUGGACACCGCCAGUGCAAGUGAAUCUGAGUCAGAAGAUGAGGUUUCUGAAGCAAAAGAGAGUGCUGUCACAAGUGAAGAUGAGCUGAAGAAAGCUGCUGUUGAGGUCGCUCAGGAAGAGGCAGCAGAAGAUGUGACAGAUGCCGAGCACGAAUUUAACAAAGACACCAGUUCAGAUGAGUCGGACGUGAAGGGAACGGAUGAAAAACUAAGUGAGGGUGAGAUUGCUGAGCAAAAGGAAAUUGCUGCCACAAGCGAAAAUGAAAUGGCAGAGGAAGCAGAUGAAACCAGUGAUGAGUCAGACAAGACAGAGUCGUCUGAAAAGAUCGGAGAAAGCAGUGCUAAUGAAGAAUGUAAAGAAGAAGAAAAUGAUGAAGAUAACAGUAAGAAGCUAGUAGAAGGUGAAACAACUGGAGAUGAAUCGGAAGAACCUGGAAAGGAAGAGGUGGAAUCUGGUGAAAAUGAAUUGACUUGUGAAGAUUGCACAGAGGCUUUAACAACAGAGGGCGAGACUGAAAAGCAUGAAACCACAGAGGAAGACUCAGGACAGCCUGAAGCAGGAGAAAAUGAGACUGAUGAAAGUGACAGCAGGGAAGAAUCUGGAGCAGAAGGUACAUCUGCAGGAGAGGAAGCUGAAGAAACUCAAACGGGAAAGGUGGAAUCUACAGACGAUACAGAAGAUGAAUCCGAGCAAGAUGAAGGACAGAAUGCUGUCAGUGAAUCAGAGGAUAAUUCCAACAAACCAGAGAGUGGAUGCCCAGAAAGUGAUGUCACUUGUCAAGAAGAUACUAAUGAUGUAGUGGAGCUUAAACCAGAAGAGGAUGAGGAGAUGGAGGAAAAAUCAGAAACCAAAGAAGAAAUCAGAGAAAACAACCCAGAGGAUGAUGUUACACAAUGUGAAUGUAUUAACAUCCCAGAUGGAAGUCAUGAUAAUAAUGAAGAGGAUUCCAAUGCUUCUGAAAAGGAGGAUGAGGAAACCGAGACACCCAAUGAAGACUGGAGUGAAAAACAGGGAGAUUCAGCUGAUGGAGAAGACGAAGCAGAGGAAGACUCAGAUGAACCAGAGGAAGAAAGUGGUGACAUACAGCUUCCUUUGGUUACCAGCAAGAUAGACAAUCAAGAUGUAGCUAACAUAGUACCUAAGGAAGCGCUAAAGCCACUUGAUACUUUGAUCAAAAAGACCGCAGAAUCUGAGGACGGCACUUACGCUGACAUUGAAGAUUCAGAGCCUGAAAUAAACAGCCAAAAGCCUUGAGACAAAGAGUGUGAAAAAGAAGUUGUUUUGAAUUGACCGUGACUCUGCCAAAGCUGAAGGUGACUGAUAGAGAGUGAGACAUGGGAGAAAAAAACGAGGGGUAUUCUUAAUAUUUUAGGUUAGGUCUCCUAAAUGAAAAAAAGCAAAAGGAUUGAUGUAGAUUAUCCUAAAUCUUAAGUAGCACUAUUAGGCUCUACUUAACAAGUACUAAACAUGACAAGCACACAAGAUGAGAUACUACAGCAAAUGCUAGUAUCUGCAGAACACAAACUGCUCAUGCAACAAUAUGAAAAACUUGAAUGUAUAUAAUGCAUAUCUAAACUAAAUCAUAGAGUAUUUUAUUACAUAUCACCUGCAAUUCUGAGCCUUAGACAGAACACGGCACUGUUUAUGAGCUAUGCUUUCCAUAACUUGACAGUAUGGUCCCGUUCCU
Messenger RNA from Pundamilia nyererei, 4441 nucleotides. NCBI's taxonomy places the organism in Eukaryota, Metazoa, Chordata, Actinopteri, Cichliformes, Cichlidae. The record is from RefSeq and is a predicted model, not a curated record.